GCGGCGCUGCCUGUUUGCGUUACCUCCUCCAAACCGCAAGGGGCAGUCAAGAGCAGAGUGACCAGAGCUACAGUCUAUGAAGUAGACCGUUUGAAUCUGCAGGAGGAGAAUCCCAUUGAGAAAUCCGCUGGCCCAUCUGAUCAGAGAAGUUAAUGUGUAACUGCAUGGUUUAAUAAACUCAAGCUCGCGGCGUGCGCUCACAUUUUAAUCGGCCAGAGUUGCGGACACGGGACACUCUGACGCGGAGCCAUGACUCGACGACUGUUCGAGGGUAAAGAUCACGCAGCUGCAUACAUGCAGUACAGAGUGGCACCCCAAGAAAUGAUCAGCAUCAUCAUGAGCUACAUGGAGAAAAGGGCAUCCAAAAAGUUUAACCUCGCAGUGGAUGUGGGCUGCGGGUCGGGGCAGGGGACGGUCCUCCUGGCUCCACACUUCACCAGGGUGGUGGGAAUGGACAUCAGCGCCGCCCAGAUAGAGAUGGCCCAAACCAAUAGCAGACCUCCUAAUGUUUCCUACAGACAGUGUCCGGCAGAGGAGCUCCCUUUCGCACCCGGGGAGGUGGACCUCCUCACGGCGAUGACGGCGGCCCACUGGUUCGAUCGCCCGCGGUUCCUCCUGGAGGCGGACCGGGUGCUGAGGCCUGGAGGGUGCCUGGCGCUGCUGAACUACACCUUAGACAUGGAGCUGGAGUACGGGGACGUCUCCGAUGCUCUGAACGACAUCUGCAAAGAGCUGUACGCUGCCCUGUUGCCCUUCCGAGCUCCUUACCUGGGAUUGAGCUCUGCAAAGAUCUACGCAGACAUGUUCAACUCCUGCUCCUACCCGGACAAAGAAUGGAAUGAGUGUCUGCGGGUGAAAAGGACCCUGCCAGUGGGUGCAUACGUAGGCAUGGUUGAGACCUUCUCCCCCUACCAGGUACUAAAGAAAAAGGACCCCGCUGAGGCCGAACGCCUCUCAAAGGACGUCAUAACCAAGUUGCUGUCUGCCAUGAAGGUCUCUUCUCCUGACACGGAAGUUACGGUGGUUGUGAAGUACUUUUACUGGCUGGCAUGCAAACCUUGAUCAUCCAGAUAAGCAUGCUGAGUUCUUUAAAUUUUUAGCUCCUUGCACCUGUCUUGAUUCUUACCCUAUUUUCACUGGAAAUGACCAGUUGAGCCACAAAGAGUUUUAACACCCGAAAUAUAAUUCAUGUUCCAUUCAGUAUAAGGGCUAAUCCUGCCACCAUUUUUCAGGACAAUCCCUAAAAAUCACUAUUACUUAUCUUAUUUAGGCUUUAAAUCAAACGUAUGCUUUAUUAUAACUGUUGUAAAUGUGAAAUAUUUAAGCACUAAGAGUGCUGUUGCCUUGAAGUUGCCUUCUGCCAAUGCAGAGCCUCAGAGUGAACACUAGAUGGAGCCCUGUCAUACAAUGAAGGCUCAGAGUCCAGCUCUAGUCCAUUUUAAAUCCGUCUUAAAUUCUGUUUGUGCUAUUUCUGAGAAAUGACAGUGUAGUAACUGCGGAAAAAAAAUCCAUUGCACUUUAGCGUUGAAAGAUGUAUUAUUUUUUUUUUUUUGCAAUUUUAUCAAGGACGCUGGAAGAUGCUUCAAAUCUGAAAUAAUCACCACGUUGUCCAGGAGUACUUCUGCAAAAAUAAAAUACCCUCAGCACUUUGUUCAAAAUGC
Mugil cephalus (flathead mullet) is the source of this 1661-nucleotide messenger RNA. RefSeq lists its product as uncharacterized. NCBI's taxonomy places the organism in Eukaryota, Metazoa, Chordata, Actinopteri, Mugiliformes, Mugilidae. The record is from RefSeq and is a predicted model, not a curated record. The coding region runs from base 250 to 1062 and encodes 270 amino acids. Gene Ontology annotation, molecular function: S-adenosylmethionine-dependent methyltransferase activity. The transcript has 6 exons.